AUGUUACUUAAUUCAAUUAUUUCAAUUAAUUACAAACAACAAAUCAAUUCCGAUUUGAAAGAAAAUAAAAGUUCAAUUUUAAACUAUGAUAGUAAUUUAAUUUCAAAUUCAAAGGGCGCUGUUGUUGGGGCAUUCUUUACACGUCCAUUUUAUAUCUAA
Molecule: messenger RNA, 159 nt
Organism: Dictyostelium purpureum
Lineage: Eukaryota; Evosea; Eumycetozoa; Dictyosteliales; Dictyosteliaceae
Exons: 2
Coding region: 1-159 (52 amino acids)
Source: RefSeq, a predicted model, not a curated record